Molecule: messenger RNA, 1393 nt
Organism: Fukomys damarensis (Damara mole-rat)
Lineage: Eukaryota; Metazoa; Chordata; Mammalia; Rodentia; Bathyergidae
Gene: Snx21
Product: sorting nexin family member 21
Exons: 3
Biological process (GO): protein transport
Cellular component (GO): early endosome membrane
Molecular function (GO): phosphatidylinositol phosphate binding; protein binding
Source: RefSeq, a predicted model, not a curated record
CGGCUCCUGCACAGGCUGCGGCACGCCCUGGCCAGCGAUAGCCCGGGGGAGGCGGCGGCUGACCCCGAGGCCGAGCAGUUCCCCGAAAGCUCCGAGCUGGAGGACGACGACGCCGAGGGCCUGUCCUCCCGUCUCAGCGGCACCCUCAGCUUCACCAGCGCGGAGGACGAUGAGGACGACGAGGACGGGGACGAGGAGGAGGCCGGUCCCGACUCGCUGCCCCCUGGGGACGGGGCACCGGGAGAAGACGCAGAACGGAGUCCCCCACCUGAUGGGCAGCGGGGCAGUCAGCUCCUGGCCCGGCAGCUGCAGGAUUUCUGGAAGAAGUCCCGAAACACCCUGGUACCCCAGCGGCUGCUCUUUGAGGUGACCAGUGCCAAUGUUGUCAAGGACCCACCCUCCAAGUACGUGCUCUACACCCUCGCCGUGAUGGGCCCGGGGCCACCAGAUCGCCAGCCAGCCCAGAUCUCUCGCCGAUACUCAGACUUCGAGCGACUGCACCGAAACCUGCAACGGCAGUUCCGGGGCCCCAUGGCUGCCAUCUCUUUCCCCCGUAAGCGCCUACGCCGGAAUUUUACUGCAGAGACUAUUGCCCGCCGUAGCAGAGCCUUUGAGCAGUUUUUGGGCCACCUGCAGUCAGUGCCUGAACUAAGCCAUGCCCCAGACCUGCACGACUUCUUCGUGCUACCAGAGCUGCGGCGCGCACAGAGCCUCACCUGUACUGGCCUCUAUCGUGAGGCUCUGGCACUGUGGGCCAAUGCCUGGCAGUUGCAGGGCCAGUUGGGGACCUCCUCUGGCCACGACCGCCCCCUCCUGACUUUGGCUGGACUGGCUGUGUGCUACCAGGAGCUAGAGGACCCUGGGGAGGCCCGGGAGUGCUGUGAAAAGGCCCUGCAGCUGCUGAGAGACAAGAGUCCCCAUCCAUUCUUGGCACCCUUUCUAGAGGCUCAUGUCCGGCUUUCUUGGCGCCUGGGCCUAGACAAACGGCAGUCAGAGGCCCAGCUCCAGGCCCUGCAGGAGGCAGGUCUUGCACCCACGCCACCCCCCAGUCUCAAAGAAUUGCUCAUCAAGGAGGUGCUAGACUGACUAUUGCUUAGUCUCAAGGCCACCAUGGAGAGAGAGACUUCCUAAAAAUGGGAAGGGGGUGAUGAAGAUACAAAGAGCAGCUAGGAGGCUGCAGGGGGUGCUGGGAGCCCCCUAGAUGUUCCACAAAGAAAAUUUGCAGAAUUUCUUUCCAUUGAGCUGGGCUCAGGAAGAGCUUUGGCUGGGCUUGCCCAGGCCUGGACAGAGAGGAAAUCUGACACUGCCUCUCCAGCUUUUACACAGCCAGGGGCUGCAGCCCUGGCCAGGAGCUAUGCUCCCUUUUCCAUGGGUCUCCAAGCCGGUGAGGCAG